Molecule: messenger RNA, 953 nt
Organism: Brassica oleracea var. oleracea
Lineage: Eukaryota; Viridiplantae; Streptophyta; Magnoliopsida; Brassicales; Brassicaceae
Product: transcriptional activator Myb-like
Exons: 3
Coding region: 118-849 (243 amino acids)
Biological process (GO): regulation of DNA-templated transcription
Cellular component (GO): nucleus
Molecular function (GO): DNA-binding transcription factor activity, RNA polymerase II-specific; RNA polymerase II cis-regulatory region sequence-specific DNA binding
Source: RefSeq, a predicted model, not a curated record
CUACAUCAAACCUAGGGUUUCUUAUAUAUAUAUCAGUAUAUAUAAUAAACAUCUAUAUAUAUGUAUUUGUGAUUAACCAUAAGAUCAGAGAGACAGGAAAAGGAGAAGAAAUAAAGAAUGAUGUGCAGCCGAGGCCAUUGGAGACCUGCAGAAGAUAAGAAGCUAAGAGAACUUGUCCAACAAUUUGGUCCUCAUAAUUGGAACGCCAUAGCUCAAAAGCUCACUGGUCGAUCUGGUAAGAGUUGUAGAUUGAGAUGGUUUAAUCAACUGGAUCCUAGAAUUAACCGAAACCCUUUUACGGAGGAAGAAGAAGAGAGGCUUUUAGCGUCUCAUCGGAUCCAUGGGAACAGAUGGUCGGUGAUCGCAAGGUUUUUCCCCGGUCGAACUGAUAACGCCGUUAAAAACCAUUGGCACGUUAUUAUGGCUCGUCGUGGUCGAGAACGGUCCAAGAUGCGUCCACGUAGCCUUGGCCAUGAUGGCACGGAGGCUGGGCCUGGGAUGAUGGGAUAUAAAGACUGUGACAAGAAGAGAAGAUUGGCAACCACAAUAGAUAUCAAUUAUCCUUAUAGUUUCUCUCAUAUCAAUCAUUUUCAAAUCCUCAAAGAGUUCUUGACUGGAAAGAUCGGCUUUUGCAAUAGUACUACUCCAAUCAACGAAGGACCAAUAGACCAGACUAAAAGACCGAUGGAGUUCUACAAUUUUCUCCAAGUUAAUACGGAUUCGAAGAAACCUGAAGUGAUACACAAUUCAAGAAAAGACGAAGAAGAAGAAGAAGUUGUUGUUGACAAUUGUGUUCCCUUUUUCGACUUUUUGUCUGUUGGAAACUCAGCCUCUAAGGGUUUAUGUUAAUUAGUUCGUAGCACAUGUACUAUACACAAGGUGGAUCAUAUGUUAAUAAUGACAUGUGGACUAAUCAGUUAGAGCUCUUGUUUGAGCCAAAUGUGAAAAUUAGA